This is a messenger RNA of Priapulus caudatus, 1543 nucleotides long. RefSeq names its product E2F-associated phosphoprotein-like. Lineage: Eukaryota; Metazoa; Priapulida; Priapulimorpha; Priapulimorphida; Priapulidae. The record is from RefSeq and is a predicted model, not a curated record. Gene Ontology annotation, cellular component: nucleus. Gene Ontology annotation, biological process: positive regulation of cell population proliferation.
CUCUGAUGAUGAUGUCGACACCUUGUUGGAUGGAACACCACAGAAAAAGAAGGAGUUUGUUAAUCUUUUCAUGGGUGAAGAAGAGUUGAGUGAGGAUGAGUUUGAAAAAGACAUGAUGAAAGAGUUGGAUGACACCGUAGCAGGAUUGGAAUUCAAAAAAGCCGCCAAUCAGAAACCAGUCAAAGAGGAAACAAGUACUAGUUCAGCACAGCAGUUCUAUGAUGACAUGUACUUUGACUCAGAUGAAGAAAUAGAUGGUGAAAACAAAUUAGAUGCAUCCCAGCCAGUGGAGGAAAACAAGACAAAGGAGAAGAAGCCACGAAAAAGACAUCCUGUGAUACCUGACGAAGAUCUCCUUUAUGAUCCUGGCAUGGAUGACGAUGACCAGAACUGGAUGGAUGAACAGAGGCAGCAAUAUCUAAGCAAGCAGAAUGGAACGAAAAAGGUUGGCAAGCCAGUGAAGCCUCUUCCUUCGAGUGAUGCUGUACUGAACUGUCCUGCGUGUAUGACCUUGUUGUGCAUGGACUGCCAACUACAUGAAACGUACAAGAACCAGUACCGAGCGAUGUUUGUUUUCAACUGUCGUGUUGACAAGACACAAUAUCUUAAGUACCCGAGCAAGACCCGUCAACAUCGGCGGUCACUUAACGCAGAAGUCGAGCUCGAGUCUAAGAGUGAUGGCGAUGUUGAGCGAUUUCAUCCGGUUAUGUGUGGAGUGUGCAAAACUGAAGUAGCUGUGUAUGAUGCCAGCGAGGUCUAUCAUUUUUUCAAUGUGCUGUCAAGUUAUUCGUAGUCUCACUAUCUGUGUGGGUUUCGUGAGUGAAAGCAAAGAAGAACCACGUGUAAAGAGUGCACUCUGUAAUCUUCUGUACAUGGUCCUGCUUUUUCGUAUUGAUGAGGUUAUACCUGCAGAUAUCACCGUGUGGCAUUUGCAAGCCACUAGACUUUCUUGUUUACUUUCUGUCAGAUCCUGACUGACCUUCACCAUGCUUACGAUUCUGUUAGAUGCUCUAGAGUAUGACUUCACUUUCAUUAUGUAAGAUGAACUGCUAUUGAGUUACGUUAAGUUAGCUCACGCACGCACGCACGCACGCACGCGCGCAUGUAUGCAUGCAUGCAUAUUAUUUAUAGAUUGGUCAGCUGUUAAUUUUUAGAGAAGCACACUAUGAUCAUGGUAUAUGAAUGUGUUUUUAUAAAACUAAUAAGGGAAACGUUUUGUUUAGAGUGUUCACAUUGAUAGCAAGUUAUAGAUUAGGUAUGAUCCAGGCAUGUAAUAUCAAGAAUUAAUAUUGUUGUUGUAAACACAACAUCUAUAUUGAUAUAGAUUAGAAAAAUAUAAAUCAUAUAUACCUAUAUUUGUACAUUUUACAAAAUCGUCCAAAAUUUAAACCCUAAGAGUUUGGGUAAAAGUUUUUCAUUUAAACUUUAAAACUGAGUAUGAGUGUACAUUAAAGGUGUAAGAGCUGUCAAGUGUUUUCUUGUAAAUGUGCAUCUUUAUUUCAUGAAUAAACGUCUCACCGUUCUUAUGAUGUACGAUCCUGAA